Molecule: messenger RNA, 670 nt
Organism: Bipolaris sorokiniana ND90Pr
Lineage: Eukaryota; Fungi; Ascomycota; Dothideomycetes; Pleosporales; Pleosporaceae
Exons: 1
Coding region: 166-420 (84 amino acids)
Source: RefSeq, a predicted model, not a curated record
CGCUCCACCUCGUGCCACUAUGUGACUCGCUCAGCGGAAACCAGGGCCAAGCGCUGAAGCGAAAAUACGACGCUGGACGCUGAAAACGAAGCCUACGCCGAACUCUUCAAUCUCAUAGAGACAGGGCCAGACGAUGAGUCGCUCGAGAUCCUGCGCCGCAUCAAGAUGGGAACUGACGUCAAGGAUGUACUCAGGCGUAUCAAAGAGGCAGACUUGUUCAUGCAGCUCAAUCCGUCAAAUCCGGACCCGGAUGUCAAGCACCAGUAUACCCUCCCGCUCGUCUCAGGAACUCCUGCCCACUUGCUCAACCCGGACCCAGAGUACUACCAAGCCUUAUCGGUAGUUGAGCCCGCUACUGCCGCUGCCGCUGCCGCUACCGAUGCCGAGCAGAGCAAGGACACUUCCUUAGCUGAUUGUUGAACGUCAUCCCAAGAGAGAAAAAUAAAAAAGUUUGCAUACAACUGGCGGCCGAAACAACACCGUUUCCAACUUGAUGUACAGCUUUCUUCCACUGGACACCGAGGGAAAGCGUGAUCCUUACAACCGUUUUUUAAGGGAGCCAUUUCUCUGCACACCCUAGUGGAAUUUAUAAUACCAGUGGCUUUUUUUUUAAAUCUUCAGACGGAAGUCUUUUAUGAAAAAUGGAGUCGAGAGGAAAGGAUGAAGAGAG